GCGGACACCUUCCCAAUACUUAGAAUAUGCAAAUAACAGAAACAAUUGGCCCUUGUCCCCCAGGACAUUUGUGGCAGCUCCUAGGCUCCAGAGAGGCAAAAGGGCUCAGCUCAUCUACCUUGCCAUGGACAGGUUCAGUGGCGCCAAGGCCCGGUUGGGGCCACCACUGCCACCUGCCAGAUGUGUAGAUACCCCAGUUUGGAGAAAAAAUAUACCGAGCCCAUCUUUCCUGCCUGACUCAGAGACUUGGAGACACAGGGUAAGGCCAAUUGCUGACGAUGGGGGCUGGGGUAGAGAAGGGAGGCCUCGGCUCCUGGGACCUGACAUGGUCCAUCCCCCAUCUCCCCUGGACCACCAGCAUCCCUUCCUGAAGGCUCAGGAAGAGGUAGAAGAGGAGGAUAAAUACGAGCUGCCCCCCUGCGAGGUUGCGCCCCUCAGCCUGGCCCCUGCACAGUCUUUUGGCUCUAAAGAGGACUCUUUGUAUCUGGAUCGUCCUGGGCUUCUCGGUCCAUCCAAAUCAUCACCACCCAUGCCUCAGCCUACCGAGGCCAGAGGACUCCCCACAAAUCUUUCCUUCCCUCCACGCCCUGCCUCUGGCUACCAUCUCCCGGUGAAGACGGCAAUGAGUCUGCAGCCUGUAGCCCCAAAGCAGGGACCUGUUUUUGGAAGACAAGGGCGAGGUGCACCUGCUAGAGUGGUAACAGACCUUGCAGAGAAACACAAUGAGGACAUCUACCUGGAGUGUGAGCCGGAGCCACUCCCAGCCUUGACUAGGACUCCAAGCUCCAAAGCCCCGAUACCCCCAGUCCCUCUGCCAAGAACAUCUGGAUUGCCCAAGUCCAUGGUUGCUCAUCGGGAGUCUUGGAAGGGAACGGUGGAUACCACGUUGAAAGGGUCUGCACUAAAUCGGGAAGCUGCCAGUGUGUGUCCCAAGAUCCGUUCUCAUUUGGAUAUCACGCAAGGACUAUCUGGGCGGAGGAUGUCUGCUUCCUCUGUAGUCCCUGCCCAGAGCACCUCUGCUGCCAAGGAUGGGAGCCUCCGUGGUCAGCCUUGGUACUCAGGGAACUGCGACCGCCAAGCUGUCGAGAGAGCCCUGCUACACUUCCAAAAGGAUGGAGCCUAUACUGUGCGUCUCAGCUCUGGGCCUCACAGUUCCCAGCCUUUCACUCUGGCAGUGCUCCUCAAAGGCCGGGUCUUCAACAUUCCCAUCCGGCAACUGGAUGGUGGACACCACUAUGCCCUGGGCCGGGAGGGCAGGAAUCAUGAGGAGCUUUUCUCCUCCGUGGCCGCCAUGGUUCAGCACUACACCAAGCACCCACUGCCCCUUGUGGACAGACACAGCGGCAGCCGGGGAUUCACCUGCCUGCUCUUCCCCACCAAGCCCUGAGGAAACGGCGGCACACAUCUCCACCUUCAGCCUCCCUUCCCACUCUGGACUGCUGUAUUUUCCCUGGCAGCCCUCCACUCCAAAAAGUCCCCCCAGGUUCCAAGUGACAGGCCUUCGAGAAGGGCUGCCAGGGGAGGCUGCCUCUCCUUUAACCACACUCUUGGGGGAUUAGUACACUUUGGGAGGGGCUAUUUACCAGCACAUAGUAUACUUACUGUCGAUAAACAUUUACUGAUUGCAUUCUUUUUUAAUACCUUUUCCCUAAUACCUUUUCCCUCUCAAUUAUGAGUAUUACAGUAGGUGUGCCUAUGUGUGGGUACCUGCAUGUGAGUGCCUGUGUCCUAUGAGAUAUCAGAUACCCUGGAGCUGGAGAUGGGGAGAAGGGGUGUGAGCCGCCAGAUGUAGGUGCUGGGAAGAGCAGUUUGCUCUGUUAACUGUUGAGCUAUCGCUUCAGCAUCGUGGAUGAAUUCUGGAAUGUGCUGAGAAUGAGAGGUCUUCCCCAGAAGGCCCCACAGUUCCUGAGAGUGAUGUUGUUCUGUGGGCCUGCCUACUCGAUGGGCUAGGCUGCAGAGGGACGGGAUGCAUUUCUGACAGGUUCAGGCUUUUGUCCGUCUAAGAGGAGGAGACCAAGCCCAAUAAACUGACAUCUGUUUUUG
This is a messenger RNA of Myodes glareolus (Bank vole), 2043 nucleotides long. Lineage: Eukaryota; Metazoa; Chordata; Mammalia; Rodentia; Cricetidae. The record is from RefSeq and is a predicted model, not a curated record.